Molecule: messenger RNA, 3613 nt
Organism: Styela clava
Lineage: Eukaryota; Metazoa; Chordata; Ascidiacea; Stolidobranchia; Styelidae
Source: RefSeq, a predicted model, not a curated record
UACGUUUGUAUCUUCGCAUUACACUACAAAAGUUAAGACUUGCGAGAGUUUGUAAUAUUUUUGGUUACCGUAGCUAAUGCUAUGUUGACAAAGAUGGAGGAGUUCGAAACUAGUGACGAUGCACGCAAAACUGAUGUAACAAGUACCAGCGGUGAAAACUCCAUGGUUGCCAAAACUCCAAAAUCCAGGAAAUCAGAGUUCAGCAGCUUGCUCCAAUCAAUGAAAUUAGAUAUGGAUGCGUCGCACGAUGAUGUUGACUAUAACGUAACUGUACGAAAAAGGAAAAGAAGAGUUUCAAAUUAUGUAUCUGUACCUAGUAACCAACCUGAUACAUUGUCAACUCCUCUAAAGCUAUUCACACCAGAUCCUGAAAUAGAAGAUUUGGUUAGUUGCGUUAAAGCUGGAAAUGAGUGCAGCCCGAAACUCAUUAUGCGACCAAAUGAAAAAGAGCAUGCGGAAUCAACACAGGCACACAAAAGGAGACGGCUGUCUAUGCCAAUUCAAUCGUUACAUUCAAGCAAUUUUGAUCCAAUGAAUCUCUUUACCGAAUCUCCACUAGUUGCUGACAAAUUUAUUCAAAGGAAAAUUAAAAGAAAGCGACGUUCAUUGAUGUUACCGCCAAGAAGUAGCGGAAACGUUCCAAAACCAAAAAAUAUACCUUUUAUUCAACCACCUUGGAAUUCCAAUAAACGACAACUUUUAAACGGUCACAAUAAACAAGAUAAUUUGAAGGAAUCAAAAAUACCAGUUUCAAAAUCAUCUUCUUUGUUUCAAAAUGGUUUAGAACACAGCAACAAAACGACCGCACCUAUUUCAACAAAGAAAGCCUUGAAAUUAACGUCGGAAGAUAAAUUCAAGAAAAAGCUGCAAAAUAACAUUAAAAUAUCAAGUCGUAACUCUUCACAGAGAUGUCAAAUCAAGCUCACAAAAGUUAAUCACAGUAGAAGUGUGGUCAUUCCAAAUGGAUAUAAUAACGAAGACGUACUGAAACAAAAAAUUGGCAACGCUUUUAUAUCAUCGAAAGACGGAUCUACAACAGAUGACAGUAACAAUAUUUUUACUGGACCUAUAAAACCAAAAGACAGCACAGAUAAAUUAAUUUCAGGUAUCAGCAACAAGCCUGCAUUCUGUGACGAUAUUCCCAAUCAUAUAAAUGAUUCUGAAUCUAUCAACGGAUCAUUAUUUUAUACUGAAGGAAAUAAUCAGACUGAUAUUUUUUAUAAUAAAGUUGAUUUAAAUCCAAAAAGAUAUAAAAAGAAGAGUUCGGCUGUAACUUGUACUGAUAAAUGCAAACCUAUAUCUACAAGUAAUAUUCAACUUGACAACACAUUUGAGGAACAUACUGAAAAAGAUAUAGUACCAGAUUCACUUGAAUUAAAUGAAACUUGUUCAAAUGGCUAUAUUUUAUCACGGAAAGAUAGCAAACAAAAGUUUUCAUCCAAUUUGGAAUUACAACAAAAUUGUGAUUUUGAAACCAAGAAGCUAUCACAAAACCUGUUUAAUGAUAAAAUAGCAUCAGAUUUAUCCGUUUCGUUCCCACCAGAAACAAUCGAAAAGCAAAAUAGCAAAAUGGAUGAAUGUAGCACAGAAGAUCAUGUGGAAUGUACAUUAAGUGAAAACCGAAAAGAGAUUGUUCAAAUUUCAUCAAUAGAAAAUGAAACAAUUUUUCAUCCUUCUGAUGAAAUCGGAAAAGAAUUCCAAGUCCAUUUUCAUACUAAAGUCUUGAACAUGGAAAAGGUGGAAAAUGAUUGCCCUAAUAACAACAUCCCAGCAUCUGAGAGCAAUUACCAUUCUUCCACUGUUACAAGCCAACCUCGCAUAUGCAGUAUGUUUUUCACUAAAUUAGAUAUGAGAUCGGACACUGAAUUUGAGAAUGAUGAUCUGGAUAUUGCGCAAGAAUAUUCGGAAUAUGAAACUAUUUUUAUCAGUGGUGAUAAUAAUAGAGAUAACGAUAAAAUCAGGACUGAUAAGGUUGAAUCUCCAGAAUCAAUAGAAGAAGAAGCGACCACUCCCAAGCGACAAGACGGUGAUGAUUUUGAAAUGCCAACCGUUACAAGAAAAACAAGAUCGAAAAAAAGAAUCAUAAAUAAUUUACCAAAGUUGCAGGUACGGCACACACCAAUGGGUUUACCGAAGCCAUUACGAGAAAAGAAAGAAAAGUUUUCAAUAGAAGAAAUAUAUUUAAACAAAAAUUUUAAAACGCCAACUGAGAAAAAAUGGGAGACUAUUUUUGAAUAUCCAAAGAAAAAUAAAGAUGGCACUAUAAGUAAUUAUGAAAAAAGGAAAAAGAGAAGGCUUUGUUAUUUCACGACUGAUCCGAGUCUAAGGAAGAAGAAUUGGAAGAAAAACAAAGUAAAGACCAACAAGAGAAAGAAAAAUCUACAAAACAUUGACGCUGAUAAAAUGUUAGCGGAAAAACUUAUUAAUUUAGAUCUCGCUUUAAAACUUGCGGAUUUAUCACCAUAAUAUAUUCUUUGUUCGAUCUGGAUGGAAAAUGGAUGUCGAUGCGGUAUUAGGAAAUUUCCAUCCUGACAAAAUUCAACCUUAACCUCUAUUAAAAUACUUGAUUACCUAAUUAUAUCAUAUUGUUAUUUUCCCGGCAUUGUUUGUUCACAGCAAAUAGCGAAUAUGUUUGACAAAACAAGAUAUAACUUUAUCAAACAAUGAAUUCUAAGUUGGACUAUAUUCUGAUGAAAACUCACAAAUAACUUGCUAUUUCAUGGUAAGAGACUAGGUUAUUCUUUUUUGCAUUCAUGAUAUAGUGUAUUAUACCAGUUUCUAUGUUCUGAAAUAGUUCUAGCAUUCCUGUGAUAUUCCUUUUCUUUCGUUUCCACGGUGCAUGCUAAACAGAAAAUUUAUUAUUUUUUCUAUGGAUGGCUAAAUCCUAUUAUCUUAUUUUAAAGGAGUUCUUAUGUUCCUAAUAUUUUUUUUAAUAUAUCAAUAUAUUUCAAAAUUGGAAACCUUAACAGUUUUGAGUCCAGCUACCACAAAACUGUAUAUGAGCUGAUGCUUAUGGUAGUGGUCAUACCAAAAAACCUCAAUGUAUAUGGAGUUAGAGGCCCAACUAGGCAAAGAAUGUAUUAAACAACCACCCCAGCUCUGACAAAAACCUGACUUAACCGACAAUAUAACUAGAUUUCAACAAUGAGCAAUGAAGCGUUGAUUUACCAUGAAAAGUGGCAACACAUAUCAUCUUCUCUUGUUUCGAAUGUGUAAUUUAGUUUUUAAUUUUUUUUUCAGCACAAUGCCUGGUUCAAGUUUUUAUAUUAGCGCAGUUUUCCACAGCGGGACCCUAUUAUAGAUGGAAUCAUAAGACGUAAGAUAUGUUUUCCGUGAGAAUCCAUACUUAAUAUAUCAUCCCCUUCUGAAUGAAACAGCUGAAAUUACUUCAGAAACUACAGUUUUAUUGUUAACUAUCUAACUUGCUUGUAAAACCAUCUAUCAGGCCUUUUAAUUUUAUGAUUUAUUACAAAUGUCUUAUGGAGCAAUUUUAUGUUAAGUGAUUUUCAGUGUUUGAAGAUCUGCCUUGAAUAUGUCCUGUGUAUGCGUAUUUUAUCUUACUUUUUUUCUUUGCUCACAGUUUCAUUGUUGCUAUUAUAUUCAUUAUGCACAA